AUGUCUGGUCCGUUACUCGCUGUUGUCCUGCUGCUCCCUCUUGGGGGUGCCCUCCCGUCCAGGGCCCCGCCCAGACUUUGUCGCCGGUGCUGUGAUGAUCUGGGACAGUCAGAGGGCCCCACGGUGCACAGUGCAACCCCCUACCAGAUGCCUGAAAUUCGAACCUACAUCAAUAUGACCAUCCUGAAAGGGGACAAGGGAGACAGAGGGGACAGGGGGACGCCAGGGAAGGCAGGACAAGACGGACCUCCAGGUGCUCGAGGUCCCAUUGGCUUCAAAGGCAGCAAAGGACAGGCAGGUGCCCCUAGAGAAGCCUGCAAGAUCCAAUAUUCUGCCUUCUCUGUGGGCAGGCGUAAGGCCCUGCACAGCACCGACUACUACCAGCCUCUGGUCUUUGACACCGUCUUUGUUAACCUUGAGGAGCACUUCAACAUGUUCGAGGGCAAGUUCUACUGCGCGGUGCCCGGCGUCUACUUCUUCAACCUCAACGUCCAUACCUGGAACUUGAAGGAGACCUACCUGCACCUGAUGCACAAUGAGCAGAAGGCGGCGAUCGUCUACGCGCAGCCGAGCGACCGCAGCAUCAUGCAGAGCCAGGGAAUCAUGCUUCUGCUGGGGCGGGACGACAAGGUGUGGGCUCGGCUCUACAAGCGCGAGAGGGAGAACGCAGUGUACAGCGACGAUGCGGACGUCUACGUCACUUUCAGUGGGUUCCUCGUCAAGCCUUCCGCUGAGUGAAUCCCCCAAUUGACGCAUAGGUGCCGGACCCCCGACUGUCCUUCGGGGUUCAAAGCAUGGCAGCUCAGUGCUACAUCCUCUCACAAUGCCUGCUCUGAAAAACCCGAACUUGUCAAUGUCGCAGUGCAACAUUUAUUGGUAUCUGUUGCAAGGAGGUAAAAAUAUGCAUGCAGGACAGUUUUCUGAAAAGGUGAAAUUAAGGCGGUCAAGAGAUUAAGAAAUAUACAUGUAUACUGCUUUUUUACCCUUGGGAAAAGUAUGCUUUAUUAAUUGUACAACCACCAGGGAGGAAUGUAGGAAUUAAAUUGCAAAUAUCCUCUGAUAAGGAGGUACUUCUAAGUAAUGCUGUAUUAUAUAGUUACAGUUACAUAUGUAACUGACAGUUUUUAGUUGGGUCCCAGAUGAUAUUUUGCAGGCGCUAUUUAAAAGUCUUUUUCUGCAGUGAAAUGCCGAAUCCAUGCCAUUAAUGUUCUUGAUGGACUGAUUUUUUCACUGCAAAGGGACCUCUGAUUGGCUGGAGGUUCAUUUGCAUAAUAUGAAUGUAACUGUUUAGAGCUGCGUUGCCGUAGCUACGGGGAUGCCAGUGGAUCACGUUCUGCGAGGGACGGAGCGGCCGGAGCGGAAGGGACCACAACCAAGGGUUCGCUUAUGAGACCCAGUUCGAACGGAACGUCCUGUGAGCAAAACCAGCAAGUGUCUCAGGAAACAGCAUGGAGCAGAGAGGCAGCGGCAGGAACAAAAGAAGGUUUUUUUUGCAGCGGCGGUUUCAGUACACGCCCGUCGCGGUGCUCAGCCACAUGGUGCUAACCAAUCAGGAAAGGGUCAGUGGGUCACAUGACCCAGCCCUGAGACAUGGUGCAGAAUUCUGCUGUAGGGGGGGCGCUGCCUGAUCUCCCCAGUGGCCCCUCAUUGGCCACGUAUUGUUCUCCUGCGACAGAGGCCAAAGUUAAGUCAAGCUGCCAGAGACACGUGGUUGGUGUGUCAACCUCAGCCAAUCAAAGAAGCCGGGUGUUACUCUAACUUAUCAGUAGUUACUGUCCUGUUACUUAUUGUUAUUGCCUCUACCUCCACAUACAAAAUGUCACUUCUCCAUUACUAUUUGGAAGCUGGCCAUCUAUUCAUUAAAAUAUUUAAAUGACCCUACUCGUGUUUUUAAUUCAUGUCAUGGAGACUGAAUGAUGUAUUUCUAUAUAUUACUAACUGAGGUUCCAUUGCACAUAAAUGCUAGAAAUGCUCCUAGAUAAUAGUAACUCGGUCUCAGGUACACACUGGUAUCCAUCCAUCCAUCCAUUUUCCAAACCGCUUAUCCUUCUGGGUCACGGGGGGUCCGGAGCCUAUCCCGGAAGCAAUGGGCACGAGGCAGGGAACAGCCCAGGAUGGGGGGCACACUCACACACCAUUCACACACACCACUGCACCACCGUGCUGCCCCACUGGUAUUCAGUUAUCACAAAAUAAUGAAAUCAUGAGAAAAAUAUUCGAAAAAUAAUGCCGAAUCACGAGAGAGUUUAUCAUUUUAGAGUUAUUGUUUUAAUCAGUUUAGUUUCCCAUAAAACGUACUUUCUUGUCUUUCAUGUGUGACAGCAUCUUUGGUGGGCCUUCCUGAUCGUAGUGGCUGAACGCCUGGAGAGAUGAACGAGCCUUUCCUGCCGCAUUAAAAAGCCCGGUUUGGCCCUGGGUCCACUCCGGCAGCUGUGCAGAAGAAGAGCAGGCCGCCUGGGAUUUUCCCUCUGAUGUUCCUGACAUCUGCAGCAGUUCCCAGGCAGCCUAAAGCACGCGGGUCAGACAUGCCCUGCAGGGCAGUUUAUCAAUCCAGCGGGGCUGCCUUUCUGUCUCCUGCAGACUAGGCCGUAAUCUACACAUCAGUUUGACGCCGAUUUCUGCCAGGACCAUAUUAGGGCAGCAUGGGUGGUGCCUCUGGUUUUAAGAUGCCCUGCAGGGGUCCCGCAGUUACUGAAAAUCGCUAAAUAAUUGUUGAGGUAUCUGCAUCCUCUUCGUUAUGAGUGCAGUCCUUUAAGUCAGUGGCUUGUCAGUUGAUGAAAAACACACAGACUGACAUAGCUAUUGGGGAACUAUGGGGUAACUCCUCAGUGUUAAUACAUUUUAAUGUUCCUUUUUUAUAGACAACACCUGAAGAAUUCACAGCUACAACAUUUUGGCCCAGUAUCUACAAUCAGACAGCGUCGCGUCAGAAGCGCUGAAUAAAAACCUGUUGCGGAGCGACACCGAAGAAAAUCUAUCAAAAUAAUAAUCAAGGCGCCCAUUUUAAAUGCCAGGAGAUGCCAGAGCAGAGCUCUGCUGCGUUUUCAAAGCCUGAAUUCGAUCCUAAUUUCAUUUCAGUCUCCAAAUAUACAGAUUUUGUUUUAACAGAGGAUGUGUUGGUUGCUCUAAUUGCAACCAGACUUUGGAUCUUGUUGGUACCGCGGAAGAUGGGGAGAAAAUAGAACAUAGAAAUUCGACACUGAGUAGUUCAUACCGAACCAAACACCAGCACCCCUGUAAUCUCAGACGUUAUGAUUAUCACUAUCAGUAUUUCUGGUCUUCAUUUUUCUAAGGGAAAAGAAUACAUUCAUUUGGAAUGUGCUUCAUACGCGUAUGAGGUACUUUGUGAUGCAAAACUCAAUUGAUGCAUAAUUAUUUGCAUGUAAGUAUAUUUGCGUACAUUUACUUAGCUUUUAUCAAAAGUGAUGUAUAGAAGCAAAGUUAAUAACUAGCUAAAGCAAAUUAUUUUAAAGGCCUUGUACUGUAUGAGGCCCAACACUGACACUAGCAACAGACACAGAAUCCUAAUCCACAGAAUUAAACAUUGGCCCACAUGCUCGAAUCCAUAAUUCCGAUCAUUCAUUUUGAGGAAAAGAGCUCGGCAUUAAGUAGCUGCCAUGCAUCAUGGAAGGACUGGCACACUGG
Brienomyrus brachyistius is the source of this 3645-nucleotide messenger RNA. It is a transcript of the gene c1qtnf6b, whose product is annotated as C1q and TNF related 6b. NCBI's taxonomy places the organism in Eukaryota, Metazoa, Chordata, Actinopteri, Osteoglossiformes, Mormyridae. The coding region runs from base 1 to 738 and encodes 245 amino acids. The transcript is spliced from 2 exons. Gene Ontology annotation, molecular function: protein binding. The record is from RefSeq and is a predicted model, not a curated record.